This is a messenger RNA of Setaria italica (foxtail millet), 2931 nucleotides long. Its product is annotated as probable histidine kinase 2. The record is from RefSeq and is a predicted model, not a curated record. Bases 1 to 2931 code for a protein of 976 amino acids. Lineage: Eukaryota; Viridiplantae; Streptophyta; Magnoliopsida; Poales; Poaceae. Gene Ontology annotation, molecular function: phosphorelay sensor kinase activity. Gene Ontology annotation, biological process: phosphorelay signal transduction system; phosphorylation. Gene Ontology annotation, cellular component: nucleus. The transcript is spliced from 7 exons.
AUGGGUGUGGCGUUCACCCACAUCGCCGGCAGCAUGCAGCCCCUCCUGGCAGCCAACCGCGCCGCCGUCGCCAUCGCCGGCGCCGCCAUGCAGCAGGACCCGACGAGCAACAACGACUCAUCAGCUUCCAUUAUCUCUGAACAAGUGAGGUCCAAGAUGUUCAUGGCCUUCGCCAUGCAGCCGCUGCUCGCGCAGGUGUCGUACGCCGGCGCCGACGGCGCCGCGUUCGCCUACUACCGCGGCGAGGGCGGCCGGGCGAGGGCGCUGUUCACGGACGCGCAGAACGGGUGGAAGUGGAGCACCCAGCCCGUGGAUCCGGCGACCGGCGGCCUGGUCGGGAGGCCCGCCGCCGCCGCGGCGGGGCUCCGCCUGCCCAGCUCGACGUGGGCCCUACUCGGCAGCGAGAACGCCUCGCGCGCGUCGGUCGGCGCCGGCGACGCGCCGGCGACUGCCACCGACUACAAGCCCCUUCUGCUCGGCCGGCAGCCCCGAUACGGCGACACCAAGGAACAGAAGAUGCGCGCGUUCUCCAAGGCGAGGUGCGCCGCCGCCACCAUCGACGCGCCCAAGCUCGGCAAGCUCGUCGCCGUCGGACACGGGUUGUACAACAAGUACAAAGUCGCGUGCACGAACUUCAACGUCUCCGGAGUACAACUGGGGUUCCGACUGGUGCUCCGCGGGCCGACCGAGGACGACAUGCUCCGGUCGAUGUGCAUCCCCGUGGCCGUCUUCGUGUGCGCCGCGGUGGCUGUGGCCGCGGCGUCGUGCGUCCUCGCGGUGCGCGCGCUGCGGCGCGCGGCGGCGCGGGAGGCGUCGCUGAACGCCGACCUGGUCCGGCAGAAGGAGGCGCUGCGGCAGGCGGAGCGCAAGAGCAUGAACAAGAGCAACGCCUUCGCCAGCGCCAGCCACGACAUCCGCUCCGCGCUCUCCGCCAUCGCCGGCCUCGUCGAGAUGUCCCGCCCGGAGGCCCACGCGCUCCCCGGCAUCAUGGAUAACCUCGACCAGAUGGCCGUCUGCACCAAGAAGCUCUUCGAUAUACUGAACUCGAUUCUGGACACAAGCAAGGUGGAGUCGGGGAAGAUGCAGCUGCAGGAAGCCGAGUUCAGCAUGGCCGACGUCCUGCAGGAGUCUGUGGACCUGGCCAGCGUGAUGGGCGUCCGGCGAGGGCUCGAGGUGGUCUGGGACCCCUGCGACUUCUCGGUCCUGCGAUGCGCGGCCGUCACCGGCGACUGCAAGCGCCUCAAGCAGAUCCUGGACAACCUGCUCGGCAACGCCCUCAAGUUCACCGACGAGGGGCACGUCGUCCUCCGGGCAUGGGCGAACCGCCCGAUCGCCGGGAGCAGCGCCAGUCCUCCCUCGAGGUUUGGGUGCCCGACGUGCUGCGUCGGCAGCGGCUUCUUCGGAUUCUUGUUCAGAGCAAGGGAGGAUCCUGACGACCAGGAUCACGUGGAGAAUGACCCUGAUGACUUGGUUGAGUUUUACUUUGAGGUGGUUGAUACCGGCGUAGGGAUCCCCAGGGAGAAGAGGAUGUCUGUGUUUGAGAACUAUGUCCAGGUGAAUAAUGGGCAAGGCGGCACCGGCUUGGGGCUCGGGAUCGUGCAAUCCUUUGUUCGUCUGAUGGGAGGAGAGAUCAGCAUCAAGGAAAAACAGCCCGGUGAGAGAGGAACAUGCUUCGCGUUCAACGUGCUUCUGAAGAUGAGCGGGAGGCAAGAACCCCAAGACAUAGAAGAAGGAACAUCAACACCGUCGGACCCGCUGAGCCGCUCCAAUUUCAGAGCCUCGGUGUUCCAAGAGGCCAGCAGCUUCAAGGGAUUUCAUUGCAUUCUCUACGUCCACGGUGGUGAGACCAUGAGGAUCCUGCAGACAUGGAUGGAGAGCAUCGGGGUGAAAGUUUGGCUUGUCCUGCACCCCGAGUUCAUCGCCUCGACGAUGGAGAAUGUGCUGCACAAUGGCACGACACCUGCUGCAAGGGCAUCGGCGUCGCCUACCACCGAUGAGGGGGACGACCGGUGCUUCAGCUCCAAGGAGAUGGUCAGCCAUGUCCUGCCGGCGCUGAGGAACAGCACUGGCCCCAGGAGAGGCAGCCAUGGGGGCAAUCCUUCUGGCAUCCUUGUUGUUAUCGAUGUUUCCUGUGGUGAAUCGGAGGACGUUUUCCUGGAAAUGGAGAAACUUGUCAGGAUCAAGCACCAGGCUCCAUGCAAAGUUGUUCUGCUGGACGAUAUCAGGACCCCUUCUGAUGACCUGUGGAGGUUCAAGGAGCUGGGCUGCGAUCUCGUCCUGCGAAAGCCCGUGCACGGGUCUCGGUUGUUCACGCUUCUCAUGACCCUGAGAGACCUCCAAGAUUCAGAUGCAACAGCACAUUCUUCUCAAGUUGGUCCUGAGAUUGCUGGCACCAGUCAGCAGCAAGAUUUGCCGGAGAUUGUUCUUCAUGGUCCACAGGAAGCUGCGGCAUCAACUGAGACUGCAUCCUUGGCUCAGGAACAGAAACCUGAAGAUGAGAAGCCCAUGGCUGGGAUGCAAGUAUUGCUGGUUGAAGACACUUUGGUGCUGCAAACAAUCCAAAGGAAAAUGCUGAGCCAACUGGGGGCAACUGUAAGAGUAGCUCAAGAUGGAGCCGUGGCUGUGAACUUGUUCAAAGAAGCUCUUGAGCAAGCCAGUGUUUCAGAAGAGGGUGCAAUGCCCUUGCCAUACAAUGUCAUCUUCAUGGAUUGCCAGAUGCCCAAUAUGGAUGGCUAUGAAGCGACAAAGCUCAUCCGAGAGGAAGAACACCGCUACAAGAUUCACACGCCAAUCAUCGCUUUGACUGCUCAUGAGAUGGAGGAGGAUCUGCAGAAGGCUAUCGAUGCCGGGAUGGAUCUGCACCUGACAAAGCCAAUAGAACGGAAGAGGAUAGUGGAAGCUGUUUGCCGUGUUUGCAAACGUGAGAAUUGA